ACUCUUGUACCUGGCGUGUAAUCUUAUUACUUUACUUCAAUACGAACUUAUAUAGAGUGAAGAAAUAUAUGUCUUAACUUUUUAAAUACAUAGUUUGAAAAAUUUACCGAAUACUAAAGUGACUUUAUUGGUACUUGUUAAUAUGUUAUUAUUGAAUUUAAGUACCUACGUAGACAGUGAGGUGAACGUGAGAUGUGAAUUUAUCAGGCAUGAGUGAAGUCGACUACUAUAGUGCUACGCGAAAGAAAAAUCACCCAUGACUCGACUGAUAGUGCUAACCAGUAGUGCCUAGAGAAACAAAGGGUUAAAAUUAUAAGUUAGUGUAUUCACAUAAUCAUGGGAGAUUCUGACAAUGCGCCUCUUUUGGACAAUGUAGAGUCGCAAAGUGCGUUUACAGAAUCCAGACAAGCUGAUUGUGAUGAAUCUCAAGUUUCGCGUUUCAGUGGUACCACAUGGAAUGUAUUUGGAGCAACGAUACAUUAUUUAGUGCAAACAUUAGUUGGUGCAUGUGUCUGUGUUACAAUGUGGUUUGCAUUCAAAACGGUACCUGUUAAUGCCUACCAGCUUCACAUCGGGCUGAGUGUUAUUGGAUACCAGCUUCUUAUGGCCCAUGGGAUUAUCUGCCUCCGCAGCAGUGGGUGGUCGUUUCUCAGUGUGAAGCAUCGUCGAAGAGUUCACUGGAUACUCCAAUUGUUGGGGUCAGUAAUAGCUAUUGCGGGAUCCGCAGUUAUGAUCAAUGAGAAAUCUAUACACUUCAACACUGUUCACGGGAAGUUAGCCUUAGCUGCCCUCAUCUUCACUUGCGCGAGUCUUAUCAACGGUUUGACAUCUCUGUACUCAGUGGAACUACGUCGUUUUAUACCGUGGAAACUUUCGAAGAUAAGCCACAUUAUCCUCGGUACCGCUGCUUUCGCCCUAUCCUCCGCUUGUCUGGUUUUUGGAUAUAACAAGAACAGUUUUAAGAAAUGGGCUUCGGAGGAAUUUGCAUACGUUUUAAUAGGUGUUGUGAUCACUUAUACUGCUGUAGUUAUCAUUGCGCCCUGUUAUUUUGUACUUAGGAGAAUAUGCUGUACAGAAUUUAAACUCUUCUAAUUUUAUAUUGAUGAGGUUUGAUGACGACGACCUUUGUGAUGUAAAACUAGAGGUCAUGUUUGAUACCCGCUUGUCUCACGUCUGACUAUUUCUCUACCGAUCGACAGUCGACCACGCUACGGUUGAAAUACGUUUGGACUAAGGUGUGCCCAGAAUUGGGACGAAUAUGCACCAUCUGUUUUUAUGCGUUAUAGUAACUUACUAUCUAUAACAGUCAGGUGAAGCGUGAGUGCUCACUCUUGCGAUAGACGUACCUCUAACUAGUCAAUUUACGGGUCGUUAUUAAUGCGUUAUUUUUGGAUUUCUCAAGUACGAUUUCGCAAAAGAAUGACAGUAACACGGACGCAUAAAAUAGUAAAAGUCAGUUUGUGAUAAUAAUUGAUAAGUAUAAGCACGGAUCAUUUUUACUUUGGAACAAUCGGGUGAUCAGCCUGUAAUGUCUUAAUUAAACUAGGGAUCAUAAAGUGAUUUUCGUGAUAUGUGCCCACCGGGAUUUAAACCUGGGGCCUCCGGACCGUGAGCCCAACGCUGAAACCACUGGACCACAGAGGCCGUUAUUUCAUGUUUUUUUUUGUUAUGUAAGUAUUUUUUUAUUCGUAAGGCGGCAAGUAUUUAUAACGUCCAUGUCUGCGUGUAAAGUUAAGACCAAAAGGGAAACGUGUACAGUGCGUAGACAUAAAAGUAUUAAAUAGAUUUACGAUGUAUAAGCAAUACGAUACGAUAUCUGUGAAUU
This is a messenger RNA of Pectinophora gossypiella (pink bollworm), 1825 nucleotides long. RefSeq lists its product as uncharacterized. Gene Ontology annotation, molecular function: transmembrane monodehydroascorbate reductase activity. Lineage: Eukaryota; Metazoa; Arthropoda; Insecta; Lepidoptera; Gelechiidae. The record is from RefSeq and is a predicted model, not a curated record. The transcript is spliced from 3 exons. The coding region runs from base 337 to 1092 and encodes 251 amino acids.